GUGGCUGUUUCAAGAGGAUUAAAUGGGAUUGGACUUGCCGUUGUCACUCCUGCUAUUCAGUCUCUUGUUGCGGACUCAACUGAUGAGAGCAACCGGGGUACAGCAUUUGGAUGGUUACAACUAACAGGAAACCUUGGCUCGAUAAUUGGUGGUCUUUGUUCUGUACUAAUAGCGUCCACUACAUUCAUGGGUAUACCUGGCUGGAGAAUAGCAUUCCAUUUGGUUGGACUCAUAAGUGUCAUAGUCGGUAUAUUGGUUCGCCUCUUUGCCAAUGAUCCACACUACUUAGAGAGCAAUGGUAGAGCUAAAGAUAAAACUUCACAUAAGCCUUUUUCAUCAGAAGUGAAAGACCUGAUUAUUGAAGCAAAGUCGGUUAUUAGAAUCCCGUCUUUUCAAAUACUAAUUGCUCAGGGUGUCUUUGGAUCAUUCCCCUGGUCAGGUUUGUCAUUUGCUCCGUUGUGGUUAGAACUUAUUGGUUUCUCCCACAAAGAAACGGCAGUUCUUUGGACCAUAUUUAUAAUCGGUGGCUCACUUGGAAGUGUCUUUGGAGGAAUCAUGGGCGAUGUUCUUGCAAAACCCUUUCCCAAUGCUGGGAGGAUAGUUCUUUCACAGAUAAGCGCGGGUUCAGCCAUUCCUUUUGCUGCUAUUUUGCUUCUGGUGUUGCCUGAUGACCCAUCCACAGGAUUCGUGCAUGGGCUGGUCUUGUUCAUUAUGGGAUGGUUCACUUCCUGGAACGCUCCUGCAACUAACAAGUAUGUAUCCUUUCCCACUUUGUCCUUUUUCCUUGUCUUCUAGAGCUAACUACCCUGUGUUCUGGUGGGGUGGGGUGGGGAAGAGGUUAUUUGAUACAAUUGAAUUGAAGAUUGGAUUGGUUGCUUUUCCUAGGAUUGUCCGAUGAAAGUUUCAUACUUCUCUGAGUGACCAAUUUAUUUAGAUUUGUCCUUGUUCACACAUUCACACACUAAUUAAUAAUUAUUGGAGUCUCAAAUAGCUUUCUUC
This is a messenger RNA of Prunus avium (sweet cherry), 999 nucleotides long. The record is from RefSeq and is a predicted model, not a curated record. Lineage: Eukaryota; Viridiplantae; Streptophyta; Magnoliopsida; Rosales; Rosaceae.